AUGGAAGUUUUCCCUGAGCAGCAGGAGGGCAGCUGUGAUUUGAGCCAAGAGGACUCUCGUGAACCGCCACACUUUAAAGAGGAACAGGAAGAACUGAGGAUCAGUCAGGAGGAAGAGCAGCUUCAAGGACUGGAGGAGGCUGAUAUCAUCAAGUUCACAUUUACUCCUGUCCUUGUGAAGAGGGAAGAUGAUGAUGAUGAUGAUGAUGAUGAUGAUGAUGAUGGAGAGAAACCACAAUCCUCACAUCUUCAUGAAAACCAAUUGAAGGAGAACAGUGACUCAGAGCAUUUGAAAACAGAACCAAGCCUUAAUAUAGAUAAUGUUUCAGUUCUUCAGUAUGAAGAGAAGUCACACUCUGAAUGUGAGACUGAUGACAGUAAUGAUUGGGAAGAGACAAAUGAACAUCAGUCAGGUUUAAACCAUCAGCAAAACACAGAAGUGUUUGUGAAUAACCAAGAAUGUAAUGAUGAUAAAACAUCAGGUAGCUACUCUGAAUGUGCUACAAGCUCUGACCAAAAGGAACAACAACUGAAACUCAGAGGAACCCAAGUGAAAGCGAAACCCUUCAGUUGCACCAUUUGUAAAAAGUGUUUUUCGAGAAAAGGAGAGCUUGAACAACACACAAGGACCCACACAGGAGAGAAACCCUUCAGCUGCUCCAUCUGUGGUAGAAGUUUCACACAGAAGGCACAUUUGGAUUCACACCUACAGGUUCACACAGGAGAGAAACUGUUUAGUUGUGUAGUUUGUGAAGCACGUUUUUUGCGUAAAGCUGACUUAGAUGUACACAUGAGAGUUCAUACAGGUGAGAAACCUUUCAGCUGCUCUGUUUGUGGGAAAAGAUUUGCUCACAACAGCAUCAAGAAACACAUGAGAACUCAUACUGGAGAAAAACCAUUUAGUUGUUCAAUUUGUGGGAAGGGAUUUGGGCAACAUGACAAUCUAAAACGCCACUUAAUUGUCCACACAGGAGAGAAACCCUUCAGUUGUUCAAUUUGUGGUAAAAAAUUUGCAGGUAACAAUAUGAAGAAACACAUGAGAACCCAUACUGGGGAGAAACCUUUUAGCUGUCCUUUUUGUGGGAAAGGAUUUGGUCAACACGACACACUGAAUCGCCACUUAAUUGUCCACACUGGAGAGAAACCCUUUAGCUGUUCUAUCUGUGGGAAAAACUUUGCACAAAGUACAACUCUGAAUCGUCAUUUGGUUGUCCACACUGGAGAGAAACCAUUUGGUUGUAAUGUUUGUGAGAAAAAAUUCACACAGCUCGCAAGUUUAAACAAACACAAAUGUAAAGGGGUUGUGUUGUCUUAG
Molecule: messenger RNA, 1314 nt
Organism: Xyrichtys novacula (pearly razorfish)
Lineage: Eukaryota; Metazoa; Chordata; Actinopteri; Labriformes; Labridae
Source: the annotation of a GenBank genome assembly